CGUUUGAAAAAUGCGAUGCAAGGUCGAGCCUUUCCAGCAGUAGACGUUCCGUCGUGAUGACGAUGAAAGCUGCGUUCGUAGCCGGGCUGCUUGCUUUGAUUCUCCAGUUGGCAGAAUUUCGUGAUACCGAUGUUACGGGUUCCCCGACCACGAUACGGAUGAGCAGCAGCCCGGUGAAAAGUGAGCAUCUGAAGGUUAAAAUGGAGAAAGUCGUGAAGGAGGUCACUGCCUCGGAUCUGAAGCCACUUAUUGCCGCAUACAGGGCCUUCCAAACUGCAGGGAGCUUGAAAAAAUCGCUGGAGAACUACCGGAAACAGAUAGAGGAGGAUUUCACAAACACGCGCGACAAAAUGAUGGCCCGGAUCUGCGCGGAGACUCAGGGGUUCAAGGAAAAGUUGAAGUCGACCAUCAGCCUGGCCAAGAAAAUAGGACCAUCGGCUCGACGCGCGUCUUUCCUUGACAUCAUCACCCAGGCCAGCGGUGACGCCGAGGAUGGCAUCCAGUUCAUCGAGGGAAUGGUCCGCCACCUGGCACUCAGUGACUCCAUCGACAAGGUAACGGUAGACAGCUCUGGCGAGGACGGGAAGCGAGAAUACGCGAUAAACUUCGACGACUUGAGGAGUUUCGCUUUCAAGAAAAUGCAACUGUACGCGGAUGAACUACAGAUAGAUUCGCAAUCGAUCAGCCGAAUCAUUAACUUCCUCCUGAAAUGCAUUAAAGAGGGCAUGACCGCUUUGGAGAGCGUCGAAUUUGAGCUGAGGACCAACCACCGGUACCCCAAGGACAUGGACAAAAAAGAGAAGAAGAUGAGGAGAGCUUUGGGUGUUGGCAAUUUGUACCGUGAGGAGUGUGCGGUUACUGAAUAGCGGUCCGAAUGGACUGAGUUAAACAGAAAGGUAUCAAGUCACAUUUUGGAAAAAAAUGAGUUGUAAGUGUAAUUGAAUGGCCUAUUUCGAGAACACCCAGACUCGGAAAAAAAUUCUUAUGAUCUAUAUUAUAAUAUUGCAAAGAAAUCGUUUUUUGGGUCACGACAUUUCUUAUCCCCGUUCAUCUCAUAAAAAGAUUGUUUUUUUUCUUUUCUUUUCUUUUUUUCUUCCACGUCGUGAAGAACGGCACAAAUUCCAUUUGUUUCAUAAGAAGCUGACUUAAAGGUUUCAAAACAUUCAUAUUGGACCAAAAAAUGACCGAAAUUUUUCAUGUUUUCAGCAACAGAGCUCUUUGACUAAAUUCAAUUCUUUCGUUUUCUUGAUUGUUAUUUUCAAAAUAAAGCACUAUUUGAAAUAAGCUACCUAUCAAAAACUAGUCAUGCAUUGUCGCAUCAAAAUUUCUAAGUUGAGAAAAAUAUUUUGAAUGUGAAAAUAAGCGUCUUUCAUCCCUGACAUUGAGCCUUAUUGAAGAAUAAAACCCUAAACCUUCUAUUCUCAAGUAAAUCUUGAUGUGACUCGGCUCUUCUCUGUUUAACUCUGUCCAAGUAAAGAGAAGCAAAUCAGUUAGACGUCCAAACAACUGAGGAGAUAGCAUAUUUAGAUACAUCCAGACAUUAAUUCUGUGCUUUCUGCGCUACCUGCAAAAUUGUGCGAGUCUUCAUGGCGUUGCGUACAAUUUUCAAGGACAUAUUAUUUGGCAUUUGUGACAGUCCUCGGGGAAUGGAAUCUUAAUUAAAAAAAUUCAGAAUUGAGAUAUCGAAAGUAGGCUUCAGAGGAGGGCCCAAUGUAUUUUUGUCAAAAUAAUACCCAACGAUUUUAAACCAAAUCGGAGGUUUGGUGGUUCAAAGUUUGCAGUUCAAAAUAUAGUCUAGUCUUGCGAUUCCUAAAGGACCUCAUUAUGAUAGAAUAGAUUUGUUUUAAUUGGGAGAUAAUCUCGAAUGUGCUCUAAGAUUAAGUUGCCACGUUAAAGAUUCACUGUGAUAUCAUUUUUUUUAAGAAACACGCUGGAGGACUUGGACUGGAUCAUUUACCACGUUUGUUCACAAUACGUGCUCCGAUAAAAAAGAACAAAUUGUAAGUUCCAAUAUAAGUUAUAAGUAAUCUUUGGAAAAAAGAAAAAAAAUAUGACUAAUAUUUGUUAAUACUUUAAUUCUAAAUCAUGUAAUUAUAUUCAUAUAUUCACCGUGUCAGGUAU
Messenger RNA from Bemisia tabaci, 2121 nucleotides. RefSeq lists its product as uncharacterized. The record is from RefSeq and is a predicted model, not a curated record. Lineage: Eukaryota; Metazoa; Arthropoda; Insecta; Hemiptera; Aleyrodidae.